AUGGAUCUGUCCAACAGCGGAAGGCGGCCGCCACCGAUGGGCGUUAAAAUGAGGGCGUGCGCAAAUUGCUCGCGCCUGAAGAUGAAGUGUCGCUGGCCGUCGUCCGGCUCGGCCGAGACCACGGCGUGCACAAGGUGUGGCCGCUUGGGCAUCGCAUGCGGCGUCCCGGCCCAUGCGCCAAGGAAAAGGAGACCAAAGUCAAAUCGCGUCGCACAGCUGGAGCAGAAACUCGACGGCAUCAUGUCCCUCCUCGAGUCCAGCCAACGGGCCGCCAAGCGCCAAUGCUCCAGCACCGCCGCCGGUGCCGGCGCAUCUGCCUGUUCCGGCGACGACUCCCCCGUCCCCUCGUCGCCGCUGACUCCCGACAGCCAAGGCCCCAACCCGUGGCCCCUGGGCGCCGGCGCCGGCGCCGGCGAGCACACUUCCCCGGAGCAGCCACCGGCGGACGCCGCCGAGACGGUGGAGCUCGUACCCGGGUUCCGCAUCACGUUUGUCGAGGCGGCCGAGUACCUGCACGUGUACCGCAAAGACUACAUGCCCGUGUUCCCGUUUGUGCUGAUUGAGGAGACGACCAGGCCGCAGGAGCUGCACGCCGCCGCGCCGGCGCUCUUCUGGAUGAUCAUGGCGGCCGUGGCCCAGACGUCGGAGGAGGUCGACGCCGCCGUCAAGGCUUGGCUGCGGCGGCACGUGGCGGAAAAGAUGCUCAUUCGGCAGGAAAAGACGCUGGAGAUGCUGCAGGCCAUUCUUGUGCAUCUGAUAUGGGGCUCCUUUCACUUUUACAUAGACGCCGAAACGCCCUUGUUUAUGAGUCUGGCGCAAAACAUUGUGCUCGACUUGAAGCUGGACUGGCCGCCGGAACAGGGGCAGGUGUAUAAGCACUCCCUCCUCGGGGCGGCCUGGUGCCACAUGAACAAGACGCAUCUGCUGCAGCGGCGGAGAGCGCACACGCCGGCCGAGAUUCGCGCCGUGCUGGGCCUUUACUAUGCAACAUCCGUGUACGUUUUACGAUCACAUGGCUUCCUUUUCGUGCGGCACCCCGCUGACAAGCUGCCCAGAACAAUGUCCAUGUUUCGCCGCGGUCCCGGCCUGGCGUGGAACAGCUACCUGACCAAGAGCUGCGACUCGAUUGCCGCCCUGUGCCAGCAUCCGCUCGACGAGGCCCUUGCCGCGAGCGUGCGGCUGCAGCGCAUCGCGCAGAGAGGCCUGAGCGCGCUGCCCGGCACUGAGUACGUCUGGGGCCCGUCGCCGACUGUGUACAGCCACGCGCACGAGAUGACGCUGAUCCUGACGCGCGACAACAUGGACAAGUUUUUCCACUCGCAGACUCUCGAGAUUCAAAACGACGGUCCGUUGCCCCUUCUCCCAGCGUACCCCGAAUAUCAACUAACUCCCCCUUGCCAAGUCAUGUUCCGCCACCUGUACCUCGCGCUUCUCGUCCGCCUCUACGAGCCCGUCCUCGGCAUGCAGCCGGCCGCGCACAUCUCAGACAACAGCGCCAACGCCACGGCGCACGGGCUGCCGUUUCGGCGCACCGAGAUGCUGUGGCGGCUCGUCGACGCCUGCCGCGCGCUGCUCGCCGCGCGCGCCGCCCUGACGGUCGCGCAGACGGCGCUGCGGCCCUCGACCAUGACGGGCUUUCUGGCCUUUGGCGUCGUCACCGCCUCGCGCGUGCUGUUCCACGCCGCCGAGGACUGGGACCCGGCGGUCGCGCGCCGCCGCUUCGACUACGGCGCCGCCAUGCUCGCCGCCGCCGCGCAGUACGAGCGCGCCGAGGCAUGGGCCGCGACGGCCGCGCGCAGACACCCCAUGUACGACAAGACGCCGCUGUUUCUCCUCUACGCGCAGAAGCUCAGGUGGAUACACCAGUGGUAUGAGGCGCGCCGCGCGGCGGACGAGGUCUCGGCUGAGGCGGCUAUGAUUACGCCCCCGCAGGAUGCGCAGAUGGGGAUGGGCGGGGGAGGGGAUGCGGGGAUGGACUUGCUGGGGCCGGAGCAGCAGCAUAGUCCGGGGGUUUUGCCGGAUUUUCAGUUUGAUGAGGCGUUUUGGCAGGAUAUGCUGCUGGGUACGCCGCAACCAGCGCUGGGACUGUACAACAUGGGACCAGGGGGUUUGUAA
This is a messenger RNA of Cordyceps militaris CM01, 2115 nucleotides long. RefSeq names its product Fungal transcriptional regulatory protein. Gene Ontology annotation, cellular component: nucleus. Gene Ontology annotation, biological process: regulation of DNA-templated transcription. Gene Ontology annotation, molecular function: transcription cis-regulatory region binding; zinc ion binding; DNA-binding transcription factor activity, RNA polymerase II-specific. Lineage: Eukaryota; Fungi; Ascomycota; Sordariomycetes; Hypocreales; Cordycipitaceae. The record is from RefSeq and is a predicted model, not a curated record. The transcript is spliced from 4 exons. Bases 1 to 2115 code for a protein of 704 amino acids.